This is a messenger RNA of Meleagris gallopavo (turkey), 4951 nucleotides long. NCBI's taxonomy places the organism in Eukaryota, Metazoa, Chordata, Aves, Galliformes, Phasianidae. The record is from RefSeq and is a predicted model, not a curated record.
AUGAGUCAUAAGCUCAUCCAGCUGGCUGCAAAAAUGUUUGAGAGAGAUGAGGAGACAGCAGAGAGAGAGAGAGGGUUUUACUGCAGGCAAACAAUGAGGAGCGUGAUGUGGGAGACACCCCCGGGUCUAAUGUCUGUUUCCGGGCCCCUUGCUCUGCUCGGGCACUCGGACAGGGGUUUCGGCAAGCAGGGCUUCCAGUGUCAAGUUUGCUGCUUCGUGGUGCACAAGCGGUGCCAUGAGUUCGUCACCUUCUCCUGCCCCGGCGCAGACAAGGGCCCAGCUUCUGAUGAUCCCCGGAGCAAACACAAGUUUAAAAUCCACACGUACUCCAGCCCCACCUUCUGCGACCACUGCGGCUCAUUGCUGUAUGGCCUCAUCCACCAGGGGAUGAAAUGUGACACCUGCAUGAUGAACGUGCACAAGCGCUGCGUGAUGAACGUCCCCAGCCUGUGUGGGACCGACCACACCGAGCGCCGGGGCAGGAUAUACAUCAGGGCUGACAUCGAGAAGGACGUGCUGACUGUCGUGGUAAGAGAUGCUAAAAACCUAGUUCCUAUGGAUCCCAAUGGCUUGUCAGACCCCUACGUGAAGCUUAAACUAAUCCCCGACCCCAAAAAUGAAAGCAAACAGAAGACCAAAACCAUAAAGUGCUCCCUGAACCCUGAGUGGAACGAGACGUUCAGAUUCCAGCUGAAGGAAGCAGACAAGGACAGGCGGUUGUCAGUGGAGAUCUGGGACUGGGACCUGACCAGCAGGAACGACUUCAUGGGCUCCUUGUCCUUCGGCAUCUCUGAGCUGCAGAAGUCUGGAGUUGAUGGAUGGUUCAAGCUGCUGAGCCAGGAGGAGGGGGAGUACUUCAAUGUCCCGGUGCCUCCUGAGGGUGAAGAAGGAAACGAGGAACUGAGGCAGAAAUUUGAGAGGGCCAAGAUUGGCACGGGCUCCAAGGCUGCGGAUGAGAAGAUGACAAACGCCAUUUCUAAGUUCGAUAACAAUGGGAGCAGAGAUCGGAUGAAGCUCUCAGAUUUCAAUUUCUUGAUGGUUCUGGGGAAAGGAAGCUUUGGGAAGGUGAUGCUGGCUGAGAGGAAGGGCACGGAUGAACUCUACGCCGUGAAGAUCCUGAAGAAGGAUGUGGUCAUCCAGGACGACGACGUGGAGUGCACCAUGGUUGAGAAGCGUGUGCUGGCACUCUCUGGAAAGCCCCCAUUCCUGACCCAGCUCCACUCCUGCUUCCAGACCAUGGAUCGCUUGUACUUUGUGAUGGAAUAUGUGAAUGGCGGGGACCUGAUGUACCAGAUCCAACAGGUUGGGAGGUUUAAGGAGCCACACGCUGUAUUCUACGCAGCAGAAAUAGCCAUUGGCCUCUUCUUCCUGCAAAGCAAAGGCAUAAUUUACCGAGACCUGAAGCUGGACAACGUGAUGCUGGACAGUGAGGGGCACAUCAAGAUCGCAGACUUUGGCAUGUGCAAGGAGAACAUUUGGGAUGGGGUGACCACCAAGACCUUCUGUGGCACCCCUGACUACAUCGCGCCCGAGAUAAUUGCUUAUCAGCCCUAUGGAAAGUCGGUGGACUGGUGGGCAUUUGGAGUCCUGCUCUAUGAAAUGUUGGCUGGCCAGGCUCCCUUUGAGGGAGAAGAUGAAGACGAGCUCUUCCAGUCCAUCAUGGAGCACAACGUGGCCUACCCCAAGUCCAUGUCCAAGGAGGCGGUGGCAAUCUGCAAAGGGCUCAUGACCAAGCACCCUGCCAAGCGGCUGGGCUGCGGCCCGGAGGGGGAGCGCGACAUCAAGGAGCACGCCUUCUUCCGCUACAUCGACUGGGACAAGCUGGAGCGCAAGGAGAUCCAGCCGCCCUUCAAGCCAAAGGCUAAGGACAAACGCGACACUUCCAACUUCGACAAAGAGUUCACCCGGCAGCCUGUGGAGCUCACGCCCACCGACAAACUUUUCAUCAUGAACUUGGACCAGAACGAGUUCGCUGGCUUCUCGUACACCAACCCGGAAUUUGUCAUUAACGUGUAGGCAACGGCACGGACGCCGCCUCCCUGCUCCCGCAGCCCCAAACUCCAGCUCGCCCUGUAAAUAUCACACCAGUCUUCCGGGAUCAGCAGUGCGUACAUCCACACCCCGGCACGCAACGAGCGCUUGUUGUAGGAGGCCUCUGUGUGUGUGUGUCACCCGCUAGCUUGGUUGCCCUUGCUGGAAGCGCGCGGGGUUUUGAGUCAACAAGCAGUAAUAUUCCUAGGAACUGUAGUUGGUGGUGACUAAUAGAGUUUUUAAACAGAAAUAUACCAAAUUGCUACAGUCUUUGUAAUUUUCGAAAUCAGAUGCUGAAAUUCCUGUGAACUUAGGUAUUCACAAAUUGUUGCCAUUGAAUGCUAAGCAUGGUUGAUAUUUUAAACCAUUGUGCUGAAGCUUGCAAUGACUGUGAACGUGUCUUAGAAGAGCCUUUUGUUUGAGACAUGGAUACAUUUGAUCAGUGUGGAAACCUCUGCUUGUAGACAUCUCUCAAUGCCUUGUACAUGCGGUCACACCGGCUCACCAAGGCUGUCUUCCUCCCCAGCCUGCUGUAAGCGUGCGUUCCAUCACAUCCCUCCUCUUACUCAGGCAUUAAGACUACAAAAUGAAUUCCAUUCAUGUUCUUGUAAAUCAGAGCAAAUCUUUUUGUAAGUGAAAGGUAGGAUUUUUUUUUUUCUUAACAUCUGGAACAGUUUGCAGUUUUGAUAUACUCUGUCAGCACUCCCAUAAAUCUUUCUCCUGUUUUUUUUCACAGACACUGUCAAAAAUUAACAGCUCUGUAAAGGAUAUUAAUAUUCUACCAAAACAAAACACAUUUAUAUUCUCCGUUUACCAACUGAAAACACGCCCACUUCAAAGGGGCUGUACUGAGGGCUAUUUAUAAAGGUAACUUUUAUACUUUAUACCCUCUGCUACUAUCUUAAAGGCUCAAAAUCAUGAACUUUGCAGGCAUCUCGGCUUACCAGAUUUCAGGCAAAAUUCCUGGGGAUUUUGUUCAGUAACCCAGGGCCUUCCGUAUCGUUUCAAAAAUCCCAGCCCAGAGGAUACUGCUGUGCUGCAGACACAUCUCCUGUGGUGCUGCCUCGUUCCCCUUCUGGUGCACGCGAGUUUGGUUGGUUUGCAAACCAAGCAUGUAUAUUCUUUCAAACCUCGACCAAUUCUAAUGUAAAUACACAUUGCUUCAUGAAUACAGGGGAAAAGCGGGGGUGGAAUUUUAUGAAUCAUAAGGAAUCCUAUCGAGGAGAUUCUGGUUUGUAGAUCUUUUGUAGACAUCCAACUCUACCAUUUGCAAUUAUUUCUUUCUUCCAAUGAUUCCUGAAAUGAAAAGGCUGCUGGAAGCUGGAGCUGUGCGUGGCCGAGCCCGGCCCUGCUGCACGCUUUGGGAUGUGUGAGCUCUGUCUGGAGUUCAGGUGCUGACCUGUGCUCAAGAAAACCAAACAAAACACAGCAAAACUGCAAAUUGUGCCAGAUGUGCAAGGGAGCUUAUGGGCAACCUUGCAUCAUGCUAUGACCAGGGCGGUGAGAGGUAGCUUCUGAUGGGAGUGCUCAUAACUCCAGCACACGUCUCAGAAGACAUCUCACCAUCUUCUGCAGACCACAGUUGAUGUUCAGAGCAUGUACGUUACUGUAACUUUCAAGUCUGUUCCUGCAGAAUUAGUAUUCCUUCAAUGGUGAAUGUUUCCAAUUUCUAUACCUUCAGCUCUGAGGAUGCUCCCAUGGUGCAGUCGCUCAAGGGAUGCUGUGGUGCUGCGGGCCUGACCCCAUGAGAGCUGCUGCAGAGGGAGGGAUCCCACAACUUGGGGCUGUGUGCCUGCUGCAGCCACACUUCUGUACGAAGCAGCUUUUCUUCAGCACUAUGUCCAGGGUAGGGUGCAGGGUGUGAGCAUUGCUGACACUGUUCACUCUGUUAUGUGCAAAGCUCUUAACUUAAAGUUUAUUUCCAGAUAAUCUGAUUCUUCUGUGCAAUCUACCCUGCACAGAUGCUGGGAUCUGUGUGAACUCCUCCGAGGAAGGGUAGAGUGGCAGUGGCUGAGUCACCUCUUGCCAUAAUUUGAUGAUUUAAUCUUUAGUGCUGGAUGGAGAAAGCAGUACUCCAGGAAGAGAUUCAUAUUCAAGAGCCUUCAGGAGAUGCUGAAAGGCACCGGGUGCUCUGCCACUGACACUGAGUGGGGUGUGGGUUGCCUGGGGGGACUCACUGUGGGGCAGGGACAAAACCAUCUCCAGUGGCUGCUCUUCCCCACUACUGCUACAGAAUAGGAAAGGGUUGCAUGGGGCCAGGGUGUGAGGGCUGUGAAUUAUAUCUGGUGUGCCAUGUUCUUAAGGUGGUGUCAGAGUGGCGAGGUUCUGGCACUGCUGCCCAGAGAGCUGUGGGUGCCCUGAGCACCUGAGCAGCCUGAGCUGGCGGGGGGCAACCAGCCCACAGCAGGGGCUGUGAAGUCCCUUCUAACCCAACGGUGCUGUAGUAGUAUGGUUCUAUCACCUGGAAAUUUCACCUAAGGCAAGGCAAAGGGCUGUAGCUGCUUGUCCUGCACUGCUGCAUCCGGCAGGCCAUCCCAAAGCACAGCUGCAGAUGGAACAGGGGUCUGCGGGCUCAUAGAGACAAGGGAGCACAAGGGAAGGGGGAAGUGACAUGGAGCAGGGCAGCAGGGACUGCCCGCAGGCAGAGGCAGCAGAGAAGCUGUGUUGGGUCCCAGUCUGGUCCCAGGAACAAAUGAAGAGCCAUGAUAUCUAGCACACAGUGCCAGGCUGCAGGGUCGUAUCUGGAGUGUGGAGCUGACCCAUACGAACCCAACGUGCUGCAGCUCCUCUGCUUUUGCUGUCUGUGGAACUUGUAUCAGCAAAAGCAGCAAGAAGCGUCUUGCUCCAUGCAGGGAAGUGUCAUCCAAGCUGUUUAUUUCUGAUCACGUUCAAACUGGCAAUUAAAACAAGGAGGGAAAAA